AAUAGCAGCAGCUACAAUGUUCUUCUGUAUGCAUUUCCUCUUUCUUCUUUCUUGAAAUGAUUCCUGCUUUACCAGUCAUUUUCCUUUGGAAAAAAUCAAACUUCCUUUUUAUUAACUGAGUGUCUGAAAGGGAACUAAGGGGAGGGAGAGAGGAGAGAGGCAGACAAAAGGAAAAGCAGAUGAGAAGGAAAGAGGAAGAGACAACAUACUUAAUACAGCGGAGUCCGUUCAGCCAAAGAGCGAGAAGAGAGCAAGCAAGCUACAGCACUGUUGCUUAAUGUGUCUGUUUUAAGUUUAAGUUUGGUAAGCGUAGUGGGAGAUGCUGGGAAUGGAUAUCGAAGAUAAAUCAUCCAAAAUGUAUUGCAUGAGAGGCAAGCACGUGGCCAUUAUUUGUGGAGUGGUAAUUGCUGUGGGCUUAAUUUUGGGACUUGGAUUAGGUUUAGGAUUAAAGCCAGAGGCCUGCCAUCCUCCAGAAGACAAUGGGCAGGUGUCAACAAAACCACCCACACAUCCAACAUCACAAACAACCUCUGCUUCAGGGAGCAGAGAGUUUUGCAAUGCCAAAAAUAAUGAAAAUGGAGCCUGGACAAAUUUCAGGCUGCCCCGCUAUGUUCACCCAAUUCAUUACGACUUAGACUUGACUCCUGAGAUGGAAGCUGAGGUGUACACCGGAACGGUAAAGAUCUCCAUCAGGUUGGAAGAACAGACAACCAGGCAUUUGUGGCUUCACCUGAGAGAAAUGAAGAUCAUGGAAAUGCCUGAGCUCUGGAAUGCCGCAGACCAGGUCAUUGCUGUAAAGAGUUGUUUUGGAUAUGAACCACAGGAAUAUGUGGUAAUAGAGGCAGAAGAAGACUUACAUCCUAGCAACUAUUCACUGAGUAUGAAGUUCAAAGGCUAUUUGAAUGGUUCCCUGGUUGGAUUUUAUAGAACAAGCUAUGUGGAGAAUGGAAAGACCAAAUACAUAGCAGCCACUGACCAUGAGCCAACUGAUGCACGAAAAUCAUUUCCUUGCUUUGAUGAACCAGACAAAAAAGCAACAUAUACGAUAUCUAUUACUCAUGAACGUGACUAUGAAGUCCUAUCAAACAUGCCAGUGCAGAAAACAGAUUCAUUAUCUAACGGCUGGACAAAGACGACAUUCAUGAAAUCUGUCCCAAUGAGUACUUACUUGGUGGCCUGGGCUGUGCACCAGUUUGCAUAUACAGAAAGAAUUUCAUCUCGUGGAAUUCCACUCCGCAUUUAUGCCCAGCCACAGCAGAUAAAAACAGCUGAGUAUGCAGCAAAUGUAACUAAAGUUGUAUUUGAUUACUUUGAAGAUUACUUCAGCAUGAACUAUUCUCUUCCAAAAUUAGACGAAAUAGCAAUUCCAGAUUUUGGCACUGGGGCCAUGGAGAAUUGGGGGCUGAUCACUUACAGAGAAACUAAUCUCCUGUAUGAUUCACAAGAAUCUGCUGCUUCCAACAAGCAAAGAGUGGCAGCUGUGGUUGCCCAUGAAGUUGUUCAUCAGUGGUUUGGAAAUAUUGUGACCAUGGAUUGGUGGGAUGACUUAUGGCUAAAUGAAGGAUUCGCCAGUUUCUUUGAGUUUAUGGGUGUAAACGCUACAGAAAAAGAUUGGCAAAUGCUGGACCAAAUUUUAAUUGAUGACCUAUUCCCUGUGCUGAAGGAUGAUUCUUUGCUUUCAUCUCACCCUAUUACAGUGAAUGUGUCUUCUCCUGAUGAAAUAACUUCUGUAUUUGAUGGCAUAUCCUACAGCAAAGGAGCAUCAAUUCUCAGAAUGCUUGAAGACUGGAUCACACCAAAUAACUUCAGCACUGGAUGUCAGAUAUAUUUAAGAGACUAUCACUUUAAAAAUGCAAAAACAGAUGAUUUCUGGAAAUCAAUGGAAAAGGCAAGUGGGAAGCCUGUCAAAGAAGUGAUGGACACAUGGACCAGGCAGAUGGGAUACCCUGUGCUAAAAGUUCAUUCAAACUCAACAGUCACACAGCAACGUUUUCUAUUGGAUCCCAAAGCAGACUCUUCCCAACCAUCUUCUGAAUUUAGUUACAAGUGGAAUAUUCCAGUGAAAUGGCAUGAGGGAAGUACAUCAAACAUAAUAUUCUACAAUAAAUCAGAAUUAGCAGGAAUUACUAUUACACGACCCAGUGAUCUUCCUCCUAGUUCUUUCUUGAAAGUAAACCAAGAUCAUCUUGGUUUUUAUCGUGUAAAUUAUGAAACCGAAGCCUGGCGUGUCUUAGCUGAUAUUAUGAACAACAGCCAUCAGAACUUUAGUCUGGCUGAUCGUGCUGGUUUUAUAGAUGAUGCUUUUGCAUUGGCCAGAGCUGGACUUCUGAAGUAUGCUGAUGCACUGAACCUUACAAAAUAUCUGCAAUAUGAGGAAGAAUACAUACCAUGGCAAAGAGCUGUAGUAGCCGUAUCCUAUAUUGGACACAUGAUUGAAGAUGAUAAUGCACUCUAUCCCAAAUUCCAGAAAUAUUUUGGUAGCCUGGUCAAGCCCAUUGCAAGUAAACUGGGAUGGAAGAAUGAUGGGGACCAUAUCAAUAGCCUCCUUCGUGCAACCGUUUUGGAAUUUGCAUGCAAUAUGGAUGACUCAGAAGCUUUGGGGAAUGCUUUUACAUUGUUUAAUAAUUGGACAAAUGGAAUAAGUCUAGAUGUAAACAUCCGUCUCCUGGUGUACCGCUUUGGGAUGCAGCACUCGGGUGAUGAGCAAGCCUGGAAUUAUAUGUUUCAGAAAUACCAAAACACAACUUUAGCUCAAGAAAAGGAGAAGCUUCUAUAUGGCCUGGCAUCAGUGAAAAAUAUCACUCUGCUGAACAGAUUCUUAAAUUGCAUCAAAAAUACAAGUCUCAUAAGAAGUCAGGAUGUAUUCACUGUCUUGAGAUAUAUCUCCUUUAAUAGCUACGGCAAAACAAUGGUUUGGGACUGGGUACGUCUCAACUGGGAAUAUUUGGUCAAACGAUAUACUCUUAAUGAUAGAAAUCUUGGCCGCCUAAUAUCAAGAAUAUCAGGCACAUUUAACACAGAGCUCCAGCUUUGGCAGAUGGAAAAUUUCUUUGAGAGAUAUCCUAAUGCUGGAGCAGGAGAAGCAUCAAGAAAGCAAGCUUUGGAAACUACAAAGAGCAAUAUUGAAUGGCUAAAACAAUACCGAGAUGAGAUAGCAGCCUGGCUUGAAAGUUCAACUCCACCAAGCCUUGCAUAAUUGGGUCUCACCCUUCAUGAAAAUUCUUAGGAUUUUUUUUUUUUUUAAAACAUAUCAACGGUGGUGAUUUGCAGAAAUAUUACAUUCAGAUUUUGACAAAGCUGCCAACUUUGAAAUACAUUGAUCUAUUGAAAUGUAUAUGAAAACUAGCCAGUCAUUCUCAAAUGUUCCUGUAAACAUUUCUUGUCUCUUAGAACAUUUGUUCUCAUUUUAAUUGGACAAAGUGUAAAAUCAUCAUUUGCACAUACAUAAUUAUAGGAUCUCCAUUACCUUUACGAGCAUUACUGAUGUAUGUACUUACCACAUAACCACCAUUCUGAAAAUAAAUCCUUUCCUUAUACAAAAAACUUCUUAUUCCAUGUGCUCAGGAGGCCCUGCCAAAUAAAGUUUCAUAAAAUCCAUUCCAAAUGGUGGGCUUUGCCUCCAUUCAGAAAAAAAUAGAUAAUAUAUAUAUAUAUAUUCUCAAAGGAAAUAAAAGCACCAGCCUGAUUUUUGGAAACAAACCACAAACACUUUUUCUACUAUAUAUAUAGAGGGAGAUAGACUGUUAUUGUCAUCAGUCAUUUUUGAUAUUUCAUAGAUGGAUUUUUGUAGUUUAAAGCUAUUAUCCUAAAGUGACUUUGAAAAACCCAUAGCUCUGAGGAAGGGUACAUCCAUGGCAAGAGGAAAAUGCAUAUUCAGAAAUCUCAGGAAUCAGCAACAUUUCAAUUGGUGGACAUUGCUGUAUGGCUUUGCAUGGGCACCUAAACUUUUUUUAAUGUCCAGCUCUCACCUCCAGGUCUCAUAUGAUCUCACACACAUUUGGGCAAUCUUGCAAAAUUUCAGCCAUUUGGGAUUGGAUUUUAACAAUGGAAAAUGGCCAGGAUACAAUUUUAUAAACAAAUAAUUUAAUCUGAAGUUUUUAUGCACAACAUAUAAAGAGGAUGUGAGUGCUGCAGCACUCCUGGGUGGCUGUAUUGUCAGUCCCUGGAAUAAUCAGCACUCUUGUAAAUUGUCAGCCACACUAGAUAGGCCAGAAAAAUAAUCUCCACAGGAAGACUACAAGUAUACUUCACUGAGAUAGGCUAUAACAACAGAAACUUGCAAGCCUGAUUGUGCUCAACCAACCCUCCUUCUCAUGCCCCAGUGAAACAGGGAGAGGCUUGCCUGACUUGCUUCCAAAUACCAUCUUGCUUUGCGGAACUUAAAUAAUAAUUCAGCCCUCUUUGCUUAUGCAACGGUUCUUGCAUAUUUCUGGUAAAGUCAUCUCCCUUACUGUCUACCUAAGUACACAAGCAGUCCAAAUCAUUACAGUACAGUUUGAUGUCUGCAGCUGUAGGAGAAGAUAAUCUGACUAGAAAAAAAAUCUGUAGAUUUGGUUUGGUAAGGGUAUGAAUGUAUAAAUAUAUAUCAUUUAAAUGUAGAUACCUGGACUUGUUUAACAUCAUGAAUCUAAGCACUUAUUUUGAAGUUAAGCUAUACCACGUACACAUUACAAGUCAUCAUCAGGAUGCUGUUUAAAUCAACUUUCCUUCUCUGUUGUAAUGUUUGCAAGAUUUUUUAAAGAAAAAGAUUGUCAAUAUCAUGGAGAAAGCCUUCAUGUCCUAUCAGCUGCUAUCAAAAAUGUCUAUGGGGACAUGGAGAUUCUCUGCACCACAGCUGCAGUGCCCAUUGUCAGAUUUAAACCGAGCCUAGAAGUAGUUGGUGUUGUGGGAGUCACAUGCCAGCUUCCACAAUUUGCUUGCAACUUAGAAUGCCAACAUGUACUGCCUGAAUGCUAUUUUGAUGUUCCAAAUUGUUUAUUUUUAUCAAUGAAAAAUUAAAUAACAGAAUAUUUCCAAUUUUAAAA
Python bivittatus (Burmese python) is the source of this 5024-nucleotide messenger RNA. It is a transcript of the gene ENPEP, whose product is annotated as glutamyl aminopeptidase. Gene Ontology annotation, molecular function: peptide binding; metalloaminopeptidase activity; zinc ion binding. Gene Ontology annotation, cellular component: plasma membrane; cytoplasm. Lineage: Eukaryota; Metazoa; Chordata; Lepidosauria; Squamata; Pythonidae. The record is from RefSeq and is a predicted model, not a curated record. Gene Ontology annotation, biological process: peptide catabolic process; regulation of blood pressure; proteolysis.